UUGUUUUUGUUUUCUAAGAAAACUGCUUUACCCUUUAAUGAUGAAAGUGAUCACGCUCUUCAGGAUUAAGACUUGGAGGGAAUUUGGAAAAGAAGAGAAAGAAUCGAAAAGAAGAGGCGCGGCCGGCGCUUUUGAGGUUGCCUAAUUUUUGAAAGAGAGGCGUCUGGGAGGAUUUCGCGCUGGGUGCUGGGCAGAACAACUUCGCGGACAGCGGCGCUCGCCCAUCAUGGAAGUUCCAGGUCCGCUGGCGCCUUUCUUCUGAGGACGACCCUGGCCUUGACCAUCAGCGCAGGGGACCGAGGCCAGAGGAGGCUCCCCCCGGCCCCGCGUGCUCCCGCGCGCCCUCCCGCCCUCCCCGCGCCCCUGCCCGCCGCCGCCGCCGCGCGCCGCGCCCCCAGCCAGCAUGCCGGCGCCCGGCUGGGGUCCCCGCGGGCCGCCGCUGACCAUGCCCGGGCGCCGGGGGGCGCUGCGCGAGCCGGCCGGCUGCGGCUCCGGCCUGGGGGCGGCGCUGGCCCUGCUGCUGCUGCUGCUGCCCGCCGGCUGCCCGGUGCGGGCGCAGAAUGACACGGAGCCCAUCGUGCUGGAGGGCAAGUGCCUGGUGGUGUGCGACUCCAGCCCGUCGGCGGACGGCGCCGUCACCUCCUCCCUGGGCAUCUCCGUGCGCUCCGGCAGCGCCAAGGUGGCCUUCUCCGCCACGCGCAGCACCAACCACGAGCCGUCCGAGAUGAGCAACCGCACCAUGACCAUCUACUUCGACCAGGUCUUAGUAAAUAUUGGCAACCACUUUGAUCUCGCCUCCAGUAUAUUUGUGGCCCCGAGAAAAGGGAUUUAUAGCUUCAGCUUCCACGUGGUCAAAGUGUACAACAGACAAACCAUCCAGGUUAGUUUAAUGCAGAAUGGCUACCCGGUGAUCUCCGCCUUCGCAGGGGACCAGGAUGUCACCAGAGAAGCUGCCAGCAAUGGUGUCCUGCUGCUGAUGGAAAGGGAGGACAAAGUCCACCUCAAACUGGAAAGGGGCAACCUCAUGGGAGGCUGGAAGUACUCGACGUUCUCGGGCUUCUUGGUUUUCCCUCUAUAGAUGCAGAGCUGCCCCCGAAUGGUGGGGAAUUGCCAUCUGGACCCAGGAAUCCACCCUUCCUAACACCCCGGACUCGCCAGACCAGGACAACUUGUUUCCAACCUCCUCCAUCGGACUGUGGCGGUAGAAGAGUGAUCUCCUUCUGAACCUCCAGUAUUUUCUUUGCAUAGUGACCAUUCCUCGGCUUCCUGGCCUCUAUAAUUAGUUUCAGACGACAAGGUCUUAAGGAGAAAUGAAAUGAUCGAUCUGAGCAAUUUGUCCCUGUGAUUGUAAAGUCGAUAUGGGAUUUCACUGUUGGGACCAUUGACUUUUCUUCUUUUGUUUGUACGUGGUAUUGUGGCCCUCCGUGGGAGGGGUGCUGCUGACCCUGGGAUGGAUCGCAGGCUGCAGGCUGGGCUCAAAGCAGGAGUCCUGCCAAUCACCACCCACCCGUCAGUCCUUGAAACGUGUUCUCUGUGUGUCUGUUCAGCCUUAAGAAAAAGAAUGGCUUCACUUUCAUGCUGUGUUCCCCUCCCCCCCCCCCCCCCCCCCCCGGGUGGAUGGGAGGACUCGGGAAGGGGAAGGGGACAUUGUGUCAAGAAGUGCUUUAUCCGGAGAAGCAAAUUUUGCACGAUUGGACUGCAACUUUUGUUUUGUAUUGUUUGCGUAUGUGUGUGUGCGUGUGUGUUUUUCCCCAAGAAGCUUUACUUUUCUUCCCACACACGGCUCUCCAUCCUCACCCCUGCUUUUAUCUUUUGUGCUGGGCUGGGGAGAGAAAACUGUGUGUUGAAUUCCUGGAUGAGACCAAACAACACAAAACAAAAAAUAACUGUGUAUUUUGUUUUGGAGGAGACCAAACCAAACAAAAGGUACCUGUAGAGCAAAGUGAAAAUGACAGACGGACAUUUCUGCUUAUUCUUUCAAAGAGAUUCUCUCAGAGGCACUUUUGGAACUAACAACCUGGAUUUUUUUUUUUUUUUAAUUUACAUUCCGGAAUUCUUUGAGACUGAUGUUCCUGGGUGGCCUGAAUCAUGUCAGAUGAGAAUGGAAGCUGUGAUGACCAUGGCCCCGAUCACGCAGUUUCUUUGCCAAGCGCACCUGGGUCUUCCCGGCAGCGGGUUUUUGUUCCUUUGCUCCACCUCUGGGUAAGCACACUGCGAUCAGGGCCCUCAGAGUCGUCGGGACCAACCAGUUCCUUCCCCUCAGGAUCCUCUUCUGACCUGCUGAGGUCAGGGGAUGUUGACCCUCCCCGGGAGUGCCUGGCAGGAAGCCACCUGGAAAUGGCAGUGGUCGGAGGUACUGGCAGAGGCUCCUGAGAAGCAGUUUCCCAAAUCCUUGUUGUCUGGCACCUUGUACAACAAUAUUAAUAAAACACAGCUGAGAGUCGACGGGUGCAGGAGUCCUACGCCAAGGAAAUGACACUGAUCCCAAAGCAAUCAAAGAAGAGACCUCAAAGCGGAUGUUGAUUUGUCCUUUGUGUAACAAUGUAACCAAAAUAUUGAUGAUAAAAAGUCAUAAUUUAAGAAUAAAUGGGUUUGAUGUCUGG
Messenger RNA from Hippopotamus amphibius kiboko, 2603 nucleotides. RefSeq names its product cerebellin 2 precursor (gene CBLN2). NCBI's taxonomy places the organism in Eukaryota, Metazoa, Chordata, Mammalia, Artiodactyla, Hippopotamidae. Gene Ontology annotation, molecular function: protein binding. Bases 404 to 1078 code for a protein of 224 amino acids. The record is from RefSeq and is a predicted model, not a curated record. The transcript has 5 exons.